AUGGCGAUGAGAAAAACGGUUCAUCUCAUUAGAUGUCUGGUCGUUGUUCUCCAGUUUGAAAUCAGUUUUAUGAAGCUAAAAUCUGCUUAUGGGGUUUACUCUACUGACAUGCAGGAGCUGUCUCAUCCAGAGCAGAGGUUGUAUGUAACCUCUCAGAACCACCAUCCCAGAGAGCGGAGGUGGACAUCUAGGCCCAGGUCUGGGGCUCCUGGCAGGACUGCAGAUAAGUGGGGCCGCUACAGAAACCAACACAACUCAGAGGAGUCAGAUUCAGAUGUGCUGACGGAGGACGAGCCCAGCAAUUCUACACAGAUCGCAGAUAUUGAUCAUGUCUACUACACAUCUAAAAUCUAUGGUCCUGGAGAUGCAGCUGGUAAAGAACUGUGGUUGAACAUCAGUAAGAUGGAGGAGGAUCAGCAGAAGGUCCGUGGCUUCCUGUCCAGCACUCACAGACAAGCUGAGAGAGUGACUCUUUCCUUUGACUUUCCUUUUUAUGGCCAUUUACUCAAAGAAAUCACAGUUGCAACCGGAGGUUUUAUUUACACUGGCGAUAUAAUCCAUCGGAUGCUUACAGCUACUCAGUACAUCGCUCCCCUGAUGGCGAAUUUUGACCCGAGUCUGUCCAAAAACUCAUCUGUGUUUUAUUUUGAUAAUGGCACUGCAUUGGUUGUUCAGUGGUACCGGCUUCACCUCCAGGACAACAUCAGUGCAGGAGCGUUCACUUUCCAGGCCGUUCUGCACAGUGACGGGCGGAUUGUCUUUGCCUACAAAGAGAUUCCUAUUGACAUCAGUGGCAUCAGCUCCGAGAAUCAUCCUGUCAAAGUGGGCCUGUCCGAUGCUUUUAUGGUGCUUCACGAGAUCGAGCAGAUUCCCAAUGCUCGUCGGAGAACCAUCUAUGAGUAUCACAAAGUCGACAUUCCAAUGUCAAAAGUCUCCAGCUCUACAGCUGUGGAGAUGCUUCCUCUCCCUACGUGUCUGCAGUUCUCCAGCUGUGGCCCAUGUGUCACUUCUCAGAUUGGCUUUAACUGCAGCUGGUGCAGUAAGCUACAAAGAUGCUCCAGCGGCUUUGAUCGUAACCGGCAGGACUGGGUUGACCUCGGCUGCCUGGAGGAGAGACGGGAUCUGCGAUGCCUCCGGAUGACAAAAGUCACAAAUGCCACAUCACAUCACCUGAGGCACAGAACCACUCCAGUUACUGUGUCUGCAGGGCAGCAGAGGACCUCUGGCAUGACCUCCACCAUCAAAACACCCACUGCCACUAACCCCUCAACACACAGUGGCACCAGCAGAAAAACAAAAUCACAUCCACAGCAUCCUACCAACAACUCUACUGAUGAUAAAAGUGAGACUGCUUUGCACAUCAAUGAAGCACCAGGAAAGGAGGAGACCCCAGGCAACACUGAUGAGGGGCUGCAGAUUCCUCUGCUGGUGGGCUUCCUCGUAGUGAUGGUCUUAAUGGCAGCAGCCCUCCUUACAUACGUAUACAUGUAUAACCACCCCACCUCCAGCGCCAGCCUCUUCUUCAUGGAGCGACGUCCAACCCACUGGCCAAUCCUGAAGUUCAGGCGAGGCUCAGGUCGCCCUUCGUACGCUGAGGUGGAAGCUCCCGGUCAGGACAGAGACAGCAUGGUGGUCAUCGAUCCCAAACAGUCUUUUGUGAUUGCAGACAGACGAGAGAGUGAACAGAAAGAAGGAUUCAUCAUUCCCGAUCAGAGGGAGCGCUUCCUAAGCUCAGAGAGCUCCUGACCAAAACUGCAAAUCCCACCAUGCUUUGGGACAGAGCUGGUUCUCUAAGGACAUCUUCUUCCUUUCUCAGAUGCUACAAUUUAUUUUUAUUUAGCUGUUGCACAAGUUUACUUCAAGGACAACAGUUGAGUAUUCAGAAACACAAAAACACCAAACCUCUAUGAGGAAAUUGUUACAAUUAUUUUUAUGGACCAGUUUUGCUUCAUAUUUGAAUCCAUUUAUAAAGCAUAAAGGUUUACUCUGCUCAGGUCAUCCAAUCAUCUUUACUGCAGCACCACAAAGAGUGAGAGGUGAUGCUGCUGAAUGGUUUAAUGUGCGUUCAAAGACAGCUUUAGGACUGCUGUCCUUCCCACACCUUCUUCACAAAGAGGAAUGUCAUAUUUAGGUGUCACUUCCUCUUCUCAAAAAAUACAGACUAAAUUCCUCACCGUUACACCCACAUCCACCCGAGAGGGAAAACAGGAUGCACAGUGUUUUCAGCCCUGUUUAUCACAGAGUCUAACAUUUACACACUGCAGCAACUUUGCUUAUUUUUCUUUAUUUUCUGUACUUAAAAGGCAGAAAACAACAUUUACUGAUUGCUUUGC
Archocentrus centrarchus (flier cichlid) is the source of this 2333-nucleotide messenger RNA. It is a transcript of the gene plxdc2a, whose product is annotated as plexin domain containing 2a. The record is from RefSeq and is a predicted model, not a curated record. The transcript has 14 exons. NCBI's taxonomy places the organism in Eukaryota, Metazoa, Chordata, Actinopteri, Cichliformes, Cichlidae. The coding region runs from base 1 to 1746 and encodes 581 amino acids.